UCCUCACUUCCUGUCUUUCUUCUGCGAUGCAGGGAUGCUGCUUGCCAUCCUGGAGAAGUGCGGAGCGAUCCCUCAGAUCAACUCGGCCAAGUUCUCCGUGGGUGAGGGAACGGUUGCCGCGGGUUACCAAAACUUCAUCAUCUGCAUCGAGAUGUUCUUCGCUGCCGUUGCCCUGCGCCACGCCUUCACCUACAAGGUCUACAUGGACAAAAGACUGGACUCAUAUGGCUCAUUUCCUAUCUACGGACAGUACGGUCGCUGCGCCCCGAUGAAGAGCAUCUCCAGCAGCCUGAAGGAGACCAUGAACCCUGGCGACAUGGUUCAGGACGCCAUCCAUAACUUCUCCCCGGCGUACCAGCAGUACACCCAGCAGUCCACGCUGGAGCGGAGCGGGGGGCCGCCGCUGUCCCGCAGCCACAGCAACCUCAGCACCCGCGGGGACAACGAGAAGACGCUCCUGCUCAGCUCCGACGACGAGUUCUGAGACUGAAACACUUUGUCCUGUAGCCCAAAUCCAAUUUCUAUCAACUAGAGCAGUGGUUCCCAACCGGGGGUACGGGGACCCCUAGGGGUUCUCGAGGGGGUACGUAGAGAUAUUAGGGAUUGCAAUACAUUUCCACACAAAACAUUUUACCUAAUCAAUUUUCAUAAGCCUGGUGUCCUGCCCCCAGAGCUAUCAAAGCGUAUGAAAGACACGCUCAAGUGUGUCAUUACAAGCUCUAGUCUUAACGAAAGAUGUGGAAACUGCUAGAAGUGAGUCUUAAUAUUAUUAUUUUCACUGACAGUAAGUAUCAACGUCAAGUUUAAAUGCAUUUGUAUUAAGGGUGAGUUAUGCAAGUGAUGUUCAUCUGAGGAGGGUUGAACAUUAUUACAAAGGGUUUAAUACAGGAACACAUAUCAUCACAGAUGAGUGAGGGGGUACUUAUAGCGUGGCGACCAGCUCAAGGGGGACACGUGACCAAAAGGGUUGGGAACCGCUGAACUAGAGAAACAAAUCAGAUCUUUUCCUUAACAGGGAAGGCCAGAUUCACUUUUUAAGACAACACUACAAAGGUCAGAUUCACGGCAGGCUUUCGUUAACAGACUGUGGGAAGUAUUUUUACAAGAGCAGUAGGUAAAGAGGAUGGAGACGUUGUUAUGAAUAGUCAGGGAAUAGAGGGGUCCAGAUGUUUAGACAUUAUUACAGAGGCCAUCCCUGACAGAACUACUAUACCACAUGGUUCAAGGUUCAAGGUUCUUGUUGUCAUACUGUAUGUGCAUAGUUACAGUGUAGUUAUGACAAUUAAAUUCUUAGGUCCAGGCUCCUCCAACGCCUAAGAAUGUAAUUCCCCACAUGGAUACAAAUAAGCGUGCCUGCAUUAAGCGCCCUAAUGCUGCACUUUAAAUAAAUAUAUAAGAGGUGUAUAACGGAGAGAAAAGUGCCAUCUUCAUCUUAAAACAAACGGCCUCUCGUUUUUCUCCCUUAUUCCUCACUUCUCUGCCAACUCUUACAGAAACAUUGCCAAAUAGAAUGAGUACCCUGCGGGACACACUGUCUUAAGAUUUAGAGUUUAUAGUCAAGCAAAAUAAAGAGCCUUCGAAUUCCCCGGCUUCUUUUUAAUAUAUACAUAUUAAAUAACACUUUUUUAUUUUAUUUAAAUGUUGUAUGACCUUGAAGGUAUCGCUCGUGUGUUAUAAAUUGUCAUUCCAGAGAUGUUUUGAAAUAUGCCGUGUUUGUUUUCACUCUGUGGUGGGUUCGUGUGAGGCGACUCGGAAGUAUAACUGUGUGACUCGGCAGCUGUUGGCCUGAUUUGUGUCGAGGGAACAGCUGUAGGAGAGAUUUAUUUGAGCGUGGGCAGGGAGACGGAAGUACGACGCCCACGCAGAUUACAGAGCAACACAGCUGUGAUGUGUUGCGGAUUGUAAUCCCAUAAUUAAGGGCAUUACGCACAGAUCAGACCUGCCUCUGCUAGUAUUGUUUAUAACGGCAUUACUGCUAUAGUGAGCUAGACUGGAUUUACAUCCGGUAGUUGAAUAUACAGCUAUUUGUGUUCAGGGACACUAUAGCAGUGAUGCAUGGUAGAAAAAAUCCUCAAGUGAGUCUGAAUAUUCUGCUUUUCCGUUAAUAUUCCGUUUCCUGUUUUAGAGUGAAUAGUUUAAUAUGAGUUUUAGCAGGGGCCUGUAUAGAAGCUGCUUGUGGUCGUGAUCGUAAAUGUUUUGAUGGCAGAGCACAGCUAAGUAAAAACCUCUCGACAGGUGACGUUAGGCCUCUCAAUGUGCGAUCAUCGUUUUCCUCUUGAUAUGUCGAGUGCAGAGUCCAGACUAGUGUCUAUUGGCUGCAGGUAAACAAACCGUGAAGUCCUUGUGAGUAAUGAAUGUAGUCCGGGUUGAACAUGAACAGCCAAAUAGAUGUGAAUAUUUACUUCCUAAAGAUAAAAUAACACUAAUUAAGCAGGAGAAGAAGCUGUUGGAUUCCUGCUGUGACUGACGAUCCAUAUACCUUCUUUCAAUUAUACACUCACUUUUUUAUCCGACUUUCAAACAAACAGCUUCAGUUGAAGGCAAGGUUGAGGUCAUUUGUUUUUUGAAUGUACCACUAACUUAGUAGUAUU
Notothenia coriiceps (black rockcod) is the source of this 2591-nucleotide messenger RNA. RefSeq names its product transmembrane protein 184B-like. The coding region runs from base 35 to 484 and encodes 149 amino acids. The record is from RefSeq and is a predicted model, not a curated record. Lineage: Eukaryota; Metazoa; Chordata; Actinopteri; Perciformes; Nototheniidae. The transcript has 3 exons.